AUGGAAAGAAGUCAAUCAUCAAGAAUGAAAAGAAAAAGAAGAAAAUAUAAUAGAAAAUUUUUUAAAAAUAAUUUUGUGAAUUCCUCCAUCAAAUCUCUUCCGAACGAGCUCCUUUCUGAAAUUGUUGCGAGGGUUGCUUCUUCUUCUUUUUUGGAUUAUAUCAAUGUCAAGUUCAGCUGUAAAAUUUUCAAUGGAGUUUCGAACGAUCCAUAUGUUUAUCGUCACAUUUCAUUAGAGGAAUUUCCAAUAGGAGGAUGUUCAUGGAAGAGUGAAAAUGGAGAGAACGAAAAUAAACUUUCUUUGUUCAUGAGGACGUGCAUGGAGAGUGGGAAUCCAGAAGCCUUGUACCGAAAAGGUGUGGUUGAUUUCUUUAGGAAAGAAAGUCCAGAAUAUGCAAUGAAAUAUCUUGUGAAAGCUGCAGAGGCAGGACACAUUGGAGCAGAAUAUGUUGUAAGCCUAAUACAAGUCUUGAUGGGGAAAGAAGUAUUAAAGAACAAUGGCAUAGUUGCAAUUGGCAGAAUGAAAGCAACCAAGCCAAAGCGAAGAGCGUUAGCAGAGUUUCGAAAAAACUUGGUUGACAUAUUGAGUAAUAUUUGGAUACUUAAUCCUAUAGUAUUUUUAGGACGACAAAACUCGAAUUGGUGUUCCCUUCAUCAUAAGCGUUCUUACAAGAAUAAGUGGCGUCAAUGGCCUUCUUUUGAUACUGAUGAUGAUGAGGAUGCGGAUUUUUGUUGUUAUGCUUGUAGUUGUGAUGAAGAAAUUGCACACCUUGUUAACAUUCUACCAACUUGGUAG
Messenger RNA from Solanum stenotomum, 795 nucleotides. RefSeq names its product putative F-box protein At1g67623. The transcript is spliced from 3 exons. Gene Ontology annotation, molecular function: protein binding. The record is from RefSeq and is a predicted model, not a curated record. Bases 1 to 795 code for a protein of 264 amino acids. Lineage: Eukaryota; Viridiplantae; Streptophyta; Magnoliopsida; Solanales; Solanaceae.